AUGGGUUCGAAGUCGAAUGCCGGUCAUCCUCACACAGGCGAUGGCGCCAGCCCUGGAAAGAUCUUCAUUGGUGGAUUGGCAAAAGACACUACAUAUGCUACAUUUACUAAGCACUUCGGGAAAUAUGGAGAGAUAGUGGACUCAGUGAUAAUGAAAGAUCGCUUCACGGGUACGCCAAGGGGUUUCGGUUUUAUUACCUAUGCCGAUCCAUCAGUUGUUGACACAGUUAUUGAGGAAACUCAUGUUAUCAAUGGCAAGCAGGUUGAGAUCAAGAGAACAAUUCCAAAAGGACAAGGGCAAUCAAAGGAUUUUAAGACAAAGAAGAUAUUUGUUGGUGGAAUCCCAUCAUCAGUCAUUGAGGAGGAGAUGAAAAGCUUCUUCUCAAAGUAUGGGAAAGUGGUAGAACACCAGAUCAUACGAGACCAUGAGACCAAUCGUUCUCGAGGCUUUGGAUUUGUAAUUUUUGACAGUGAGGAAGUUGUAGAUGAGUUGUUAUCUAAAGGAAACAUGAUUGAUAUGGCGGGUACCCAGGUGGAGAUCAAGAAAGCUGAACCAAAGAAAGCCUCAAAUCCAUCACCUGCUCCUGCAUAUGGUAGCAAUUCUAGGGCUCGUUCUUUCAAUGAUGGCUUUGGUGCAUAUGGCAGUUCUUAUGGUGGUUUUGAUGGAGGGUUUGCCCCUGGCCCUUAUAGGACACCAGGUGGUCUUGGUGGUAGAUAUGGUGGUGGUUAUGGUUAUGGUUAUGGUAGCGAUAGUGGAGAAUUUGGCGGUGGUUAUGGGGCUUUUGGCAGCAGUAGCUUAGGUGGCUAUCGAGGUGAAUCUUCCCUUGGUUAUAGUAGUCGCUUUGGACCCUAUGGUGGUGGCUUUGGUGGGGGUUAUGGUGCAAGUGGUUUAGGUGGUUAUGGCCGAGGUGGUGAAGGCUAUGGAAGUUACGGGGGUUCAAACUAUGGUGGUGGAUAUGACUCUGGUCCUGGUGCUACUUAUGGCGGAGCAGGUGGACCGUAUGGAAGGGGGGGCUAUAGUAGCAGUAGUCGGUACCAUCCCUAUGCAAGGUAG
Prunus armeniaca (apricot) is the source of this 1053-nucleotide messenger RNA. The record is from the annotation of a GenBank genome assembly. Lineage: Eukaryota; Viridiplantae; Streptophyta; Magnoliopsida; Rosales; Rosaceae.